AGUCACUGCUUCCCUCACAUCGCCCACAGCCUGAACAAAAGCAGCGACCAUGGGCAAACAGAACAGCAAGCUCCGUCCCGACGUCAUGCAGGACCUGAUGGAGAACACGGAGUUCACCGAGCACGAGAUCAUGGAGUGGUACAAGGGCUUCUUGCGGGACUGUCCCAGCGGCGCGCUCUCCAUGGAGGAGUUCAAGAAGAUCUACGCCAACUUCUUCCCCUACGGAGACGCCACCAAGUUCGCCGAACAUGUCUUCCGCACGUUUGACGCCAACGGAGAUGGGACUAUCGACUUCAGGGAGUUCAUCAUCGCUCUCAGCGUGACCUCUCGUGGUCAGCUGGACCAGAAGCUGAAGUGGGCGUUCAGUAUGUACGAUCUGGACGGGAAUGGAUACAUUAGCAAGGCGGAGAUGCUGGAGAUUGUAACGGCUAUUUACAAGAUGGUUUCCUCUGUGAUGAAGAUGCCCGAGGACGAGGCUACACCGGAGAAACGAACGGACAAAAUCUUCAGGCAGAUGGACACAAAUCGAGAUGGUAAACUGUCCCUUGAUGAGUUUGUUGAAGGAGCGAAAAGCGACCCCUCCAUCGUCCGGCUGCUGCAGUGUGAUCCCAGCAGCGCUGGGCUGUAGAAAACUGGACUCUUCCCCCAUCAUUGCUUUGAUUCAUUUAACACAAUUUUAAUAUAUCUCCCCGCUGACCCACCUGAGAUGGUUGACAUUUGAUCAAUUGAGCUUUAGAGGCACAUACACACACACACACACACACACACACACACACACACACACACACACACACACACACACACACACACACACACAC
Molecule: messenger RNA, 818 nt
Organism: Notothenia coriiceps (black rockcod)
Lineage: Eukaryota; Metazoa; Chordata; Actinopteri; Perciformes; Nototheniidae
Product: neurocalcin-delta B
Exons: 3
Coding region: 50-628 (192 amino acids)
Biological process (GO): calcium-mediated signaling
Molecular function (GO): calcium ion binding; tubulin binding; actin binding
Source: RefSeq, a predicted model, not a curated record